AUGAUACAGAUUUUUCAACUAUCAUCCCCCCCCAUUGGCAAGGAAGGUUUUGCAGUCAGCCAUGGUGGUGGGGAAAUGGAGCUUUACAAGGAGCUGGGCCAUGUUUUAUCAUGCCAAUGGUGCAUAAUUACAUGUCAUUUUUUCUACUACCUGCCAUUGACAGAACUGUCCAGAAUUUGCAUUGAUGAUCGUGACCGUCAUGACCAUACAGCCAGGCUUGCAUGUGCAUGGGCAGACCAAUACAAAGCCCUUGUUGAUGCAUAUCUCAAGUUCUGUCACCAAAAUCCUUUGUUAGCUAACCUCAACACAAGCACCGCAGUCUUAGAAGACACCUUUUCUAUAAACAUUGUUGACAUCUUUGAACGACAGCAGGGUGUAUUCAGUCACUGCUCGCCACACAUUCAUGUGUCUCUCAUGACACAUGGGUGCAUCAGUUCAUCACCAUUACAGCCCACUGUUGCCAUUACCAUACGAACACUCGAAGCUUAUUGUCAGAUGCAUCGUGGGUCUAAAAUCCCAUUCUUACUACCACUUCCUCACAUAGCGCGACUCAUACCUCACGCAGCGCGCCCCCGCGCUUUGUCGGCCGCUCGCAAGCGCCAGCGCUCCGGUCGCUUCUUAGUCGCGCAUCGGCGCGCACAUCCUUGGUUCCGUCGCACGUCCUCCGUCCAUCCAUUCCAUGUCCGUUCGGUUCGUCGUGCUGGCAAGGAGGACUUUGAGACUUGUGAAUGGACAUUCUCAGAGUCAAAUGCCCUAGCGCCCGAAAUUCGGAAUUCAACAGAGUUUCACAGGCAUCAAGUGCUUGAUGAACAUUUCCGAUUUGCUGAUCAAGACAAAUAUGCUGCUCUCAGCACUUUCAUUUAUCGCAAUUACGUGCAGGCAUUAGAAUGUAUCCAAGCGGAUAGUGAAUUCCUCCUUCUAUUUGAUCUCACCCCUGAACAUUUUGAAUCAGAUCUGAAUGAUGAGCAUGAUUAUCUUCAAAAGGCUAAUCAACGGCAACCUGGAGACAGUGUGGAGGUUGAGUAUACAAAAGCACUUAAUGAGCUUGAUUGGGAGACCGCUCAACACAAGUUCAAUCACCUUGACUUGCAUACCAUACCUGAUGGAUUCACAAACAAUGAUAUCGCCAACAUCUGUCGUCGCCGCACCACAACUCAGAGCAAGAUGGAGAUGAAAAGUCAAGUAGUCGACGAUUUUGAAACUCGGAUGGGGAUUGAGGAGAGAUGGACGAUGACUCACCCUGAACGUUAUCAUAAAGCCGUUGAUGAUGUGGAGCGUCUUGUGGUAAUGUGGCUGCGUGAACUUAUGAAACUUCAGAUGAGCAGCUUAGGUUAUAAGCUACGCACACAGAUUGCAAAAGCACUGAAGACCCGUGCGACUGCCAUCCGGAAUGCUCUAAACCACUACAACAAGUAUGCAGGUCAACUUGACCCUCCACGACCACCAAUUACAUGGGAGCAGGUAGUUGAAUUCUCACAGCUUGCUGAAUUUGAUCUUCUUCAAGACACGGACAAUCAGUUGCUACAUAAACAUUGGGCAAUUCCUCGUAAUUGUCAGGCCUCUGCGAAAUACUUCGACCUGCAAUGA
This is a messenger RNA of Suillus fuscotomentosus, 1587 nucleotides long. RefSeq lists its product as uncharacterized. The coding region runs from base 1 to 1587 and encodes 528 amino acids. Lineage: Eukaryota; Fungi; Basidiomycota; Agaricomycetes; Boletales; Suillaceae. The record is from RefSeq and is a predicted model, not a curated record. The transcript is spliced from 8 exons.